AUGGGUCGAGCGUGGCCGGGAGGAAGCACCCGAACGCUCCAGGGAAAAAGUCACAACGCUGCAUUAUUGGUGCCCCGGAUUUGUUUUGAAGAAUGUAAAGAUGUAGUCCUGACUAGUGUCCUGGAAGUCCCUUUGGAAGCCAGAGGAAUGUUGCUAUGACUAUAUUUGGGUGUGUGUUGGGUGUAAUCUAUUCCAACAGUGAUAUCUGAGGCCGUCUGUCGGGACUGCUAAUACAUGAUGGUCGGGCGGAGUGUAGUGGAGACUGGCACGAAAAGAAGCAGGAAGAGAAAUAUGGAAAAGCUUGAGGGUGAGAGCCCUGGGAAUGGAGAGAGGAAUAGCAAGCUUGACGAGGUGGGAGUUGAAGUUGUGAAGCAGAAACGCAAUAAGAAACGAAAACCUGAAUAUAGUGGAACUACCUCAGGUCGAGAAGACUUCAGCACAAAUAAGGAGACCACUGACAUUGAGGAAAACGGUGGUAGCAAGAGGAUGAAGCACAAAAGGGAUGAGGAUAGCUUUGCAAGAAGUUCAGAUGAAGAUAGUGGCACGAGUCCAGGGCUAGUAAGCGGCCAGGGAAAGGGUAAAGGAGAAAACGGCCUGAAGAAAAGAAAAGCCAAGGGUGAAAAGGACCAUAUGACAAGUUUUAAAUCUAAAGAGAAGCUAGAAUACCCUGAGAAAGGAACCAUGACUAAUGAUGAUAGCACAGAAUGUGUAGGCGAUAAAAACAGUAGUUCUCUGAUAUAUGAUGAAAGUGGACAGAAAUUUAAGGUGUAUGAGAAUGGAGAAAAGAGAAAGUGGUAUGAUAUCUGGUACAGAGAGGAUUCUGUCAUGACACGGUAUGAAAAAAAAUGGGUAAAACGUGAAGCAGUGCCACACUUAGAAAAAUUGAAAAAAGAAAUAGAGAAUGAAGAUGACAAAGUCACUAGACAGAAAUUGGAGAAAAAAUAUAGAAACUACAGACUAAAGGCUGGUAAAGAACUCAAAGCCUAUAUCAUUAAAUGCCAUAAGAAUCCUCAGAGCACAGGAACAAAAGAGAAAAUAGCAGUCCCAAUCAACUUUGAAGAAAAUGAAGUAAUGACACAGUUUCAAGGUGUCUGGGUCAAGAGAUCAGCUGUGACUUGGCUUGAUGCAAGUGUUAAGAAAUUGUAUGCUUCAAGGAAUAGAGAAAAUGAGUCGGAAGAACUGACAGAUUCAGUAGUACAGAAGAAAAUAAAGAAACUUUUAAGAUUUGCUCACAGACGACUAAGAAUGGAAGUAAUAAAAAAGAAAUUAAAUGGGUAUGGGGGUGAAUUUAUUGAUUAUGAUGAGAGUUAUGGAGAAAACAAAUCUAAAACAUGCUUCUCUGAUGAGAAUGCUAAAAAUGCAUUCGAAAGAAUGGAUGCAGGUAAGGUUACUGGAAGAAAAUUUGUCUUUGAUGAAGAUGGUGAUAUCAUUAAAAAUGGAUAUGAAAGGAAGAAUGAGGAUGUAGACAAAGGAAGGAGAGGUGAGAAAAUGAACUUUGAUGAUGAUAACAUGAAAACUUCAAAGAAAGUAGAAAGAAAUGACAUUCCAUUUGGGAAAAUGGGAGAUAGAAAAAAAAUUAUCUUUGAUGAUGAUGGAGUAGCUGUUGAAGAUAUACAUAAAGAAAAAGUAAAUGAAAAAUUUACUGAAGAGAAUGGCACUUCUUAUCAGGAGGAGGCACACAGUGCCAGUCAGUGGCAAGUGCCAAGUAUGAAUUCAUCUGAAAACAGGAAACCUGUGAAGACAAAGAAGCCUUCAAAAUUCCUUAAUAUUACAUACAAUGAUAACCCAGACAUUGUGAAAUCAGAUGGAUUUUAUGUUUCAAGAAAAGGGCUAAAACGACUCAAUAAAUUGAAAGGAGAGCUGUCUGCUAAAGGGAUGCCUGAAGAAAAGCAGCGUAAGAUUUUGCGCAAGGAGCGGCAGAAAGAGGAACGAUUGGUAAAGAGAAAGCACAAGUUCAGGACGGAAGAAAAAGAAGAGAACGAUAACUCAGAGUGGCAAGAUGAGGCUUAUUAACAUUAGCACGUCUUUUUUUUUUCUAUGACUUUGAAAGCUGCAUACUAUAAAGGAUAUCAGAUAUGUAUAUGUAUCAGUAAUAAUAGAUUUAUUUCUGUAGUCUUAAUCCUACAGAUAAUUUUGCAUUGAUAAUGUAUGAUUCAAAUAUGUUGCAUAGAUGUUAAAUUUACCAAUUCAGAGAAUAAAGGCUAAACUAAACCUAUAAGAAAAA
This is a messenger RNA of Penaeus indicus, 2224 nucleotides long. RefSeq lists its product as uncharacterized. The record is from RefSeq and is a predicted model, not a curated record. Bases 235 to 2013 code for a protein of 592 amino acids. NCBI's taxonomy places the organism in Eukaryota, Metazoa, Arthropoda, Malacostraca, Decapoda, Penaeidae. The transcript has 3 exons.